AUGAACAAGUUCGCCAGGCUCAGGGUGGCAUGUGUUCAGCUUAACCCGAGAAUAGGUGAGGUUGAAGCCAAUAUUCGCAAGGUACACACAAUACUAGUCAAUGUACCGAAAGUAGAUUUGGUAGUACUUCCGGAAUUGGCUAUAACGGGCUAUAACUUCCCCAACCGUAGAGCAAUUGAGCCAUAUCUAGAGAAUUUGGCCCUAGAGAAUGGACCCUCUAUCAAGCUAGCAAAGGAAAUCUCAAACAAGUACAAAUGCUUUACUUUGAUUGGAUACCCUGAAAUUUCGAAUUCAACAAUUUAUAACUCUGCCGUAUUGGUAGGACCCAACGGCUCAAUACUACAUAACUAUAGAAAGACAUUUCUCUAUGAAACAGACGAGGUAUGGGGAGCAAGUGAGAAUCCAGAAAAAGGGUUUUCGUCUCUAAAGCUUGUACUUGAUAAGGAAUACUAUUUGGACAAGCAGGCAAACAAAACAUAUCCAACUGUAACUACAAACAUCGGCAUUUGCAUGGAUGUAAAUCCCUAUCAAUUCAAGGCUCCGUUCAAUGCGUUUGAAUUUUCAGGCUCGGCAUUCCACCAGAGAGCCAAGCUCCUCUUGUUUCCCAUGGCAUGGCUAUCGCCCCAAUCACCUUCAACUAAGGAAGACUUGACCAAGAGUGAGAAGUUGAACAAGGGCAAGAUAUUCAAUGAAAGGUACUUCUCCACAGAACAUAAACCAACGGUAAAUGACAAUAACGUAGCCCCAAAGUUGGAGUCUAAUACUUUAUUCGUGCCUACAACUCCAGAAGGUAGCACAGUAAACUACUGGCUUCUCCGUUUUUUUCCAUUCAUGAAGCAUCCCAACAGUUACCAGUCCAAAUACUAUGAGACUGCCACGCUUAUAGCCUGUAAUCGUGUAGGGGUGGAAGACGAUAUAUUGUAUACUGGAUCGUCAUCAAUAAUACAAUUCUCUGGAACUUCAUCUUCGGCUCCUCAAAUUGAUAGUGCCAACCCCAGCGUUAAUGUGCUUGGGAGUUUGGGCCAAGGCGACGAGGGAGUUUUAGUAAGGGAUAUAGAUAUCGAAUUUGACUAA
This is a messenger RNA of Scheffersomyces stipitis CBS 6054, 1074 nucleotides long. RefSeq names its product amidase (gene NTA1). Gene Ontology annotation, biological process: protein catabolic process. Lineage: Eukaryota; Fungi; Ascomycota; Pichiomycetes; Serinales; Debaryomycetaceae. The transcript has a single exon. The coding region runs from base 1 to 1074 and encodes 357 amino acids. Gene Ontology annotation, molecular function: protein-N-terminal glutamine amidohydrolase activity; protein-N-terminal asparagine amidohydrolase activity. The record is from RefSeq and is a predicted model, not a curated record.